GUUUAUUCCCUUUGUCAUUUUUCAGAGAUUUUAGUGCAUCCGUGUUUAAGUUAAAGUUACCAAUGUUGGAUUUGAAAGUUGUUUCUCAGGCUGUAUUUUAAUGCUCUUCACUGUCUCUAAUUUAGAUCUAAUACGGUACAUAAAUGGAACAAGUAUGAGCGUUGAACGUCUGGCUGAUGUCCUUGCAGAAAAAACUGGGAGCAGCAGCUGGGUGGUGGUGUUCAAAGCCCUGGUUACGGUACAUCACCUCAUGGUGCAUGGAAAUGAGCGUUUUAUCCAACAUCUUGCAUCUAGAAACUCCUUGUUCACUUUACACAACUUCCUGGAUAAAAGUGCCAUAGAGGGUUAUACAAUGUCAACCUUCAUCAGACGAUAUAGCAGGUACUUGAAUGAGAAGUCACUUGCGUAUAGACUGAUUGCAUCUGACAUCACCAAAACCAAGAGAGGGGUGGAUGGUAUGAUGAGGACCAUGAAUACUAAAGAGCUACUAAACACGCUUCCAGUAAUUCAAAUCCAGUUUGAUGCUCUUCUUAAUUUUAAUGCAAAUCCCGAUGAACUGACCAAUGGAAUAAUACGUGCUGCUUUUAUGCUCCUGUUUAAAGAUUCUCUUCGGCUCUUUGCAGCUUAUAAUGACGGGAUCCUUAAUCUUCUAGACAAGUAUUUUGACAUGAGGAAGAGUCAGUGCAAAGAAAGUUUGGAUAUUUACAUCAAGUUCCUUGGAAGAAAGACCAAAUUGGCACAAUUCCUCAAAGUUGCAGAGCAGGUUGGAAUUGCCCAGAGAGACAUUCCGUAUCUUACUCAGACACCCCGCAGUUUACUUGAAGCACUACAACAGCAUUUAGCUUCUUUGGAAGAGAAAAACAACUUUUUGCCUUCUUACAGUUUCCAGCAUGCAUUGAUUCCCUCCAUACCAAAUACUCCAGUUGUGAAAGCUUCAGCAAGCGACGGUUGGUUUGAAGGUAAUAUAACUCUAUUACAUGAGUAUGUCAAGAAUAUUUGAGGUCAGGAUUAGAAUCUUUAAAUCUUCAGCUGCUUAACCACCUACUCUGCUACCACUUGGUAAAGCAGAGUCUUUGGCCCAGAAAUUUCAUUUAUAGAAAUUUAUCCAACAUAUAUAUAUUCAU
This is a messenger RNA of Loxodonta africana (African savanna elephant), 1124 nucleotides long. Its product is annotated as phosphatidylinositol-binding clathrin assembly protein-like. Lineage: Eukaryota; Metazoa; Chordata; Mammalia; Proboscidea; Elephantidae. Bases 101 to 1000 code for a protein of 299 amino acids. The transcript is spliced from 9 exons. Gene Ontology annotation, biological process: synaptic vesicle budding from presynaptic endocytic zone membrane; clathrin-dependent endocytosis; clathrin coat assembly. The record is from RefSeq and is a predicted model, not a curated record. Gene Ontology annotation, molecular function: SNARE binding; 1-phosphatidylinositol binding; phosphatidylinositol-4,5-bisphosphate binding. Gene Ontology annotation, cellular component: clathrin-coated vesicle; clathrin-coated pit; extrinsic component of presynaptic endocytic zone membrane.